AUGGACGAGGGCAUGACUGCCGCAGAGUCGGCCAACGCUCUUGACGCGGCGCGCGCCGAAGGCCGGCGCGUGGGCUCCGCGGCCGAGGAGCGCCAACGCGCCGCUGAUCGGGCAGCCAAGGAGCGCCGCACACGGGCUGUCUUCGGGACCGGCGCUCUUGCUGUGAAGGCUGGCGUGAAGAACGUCCUCGUCGUGGACGGCACUGGUGUGAGCAGCGAUUUCAUGAGCGAGCACCUCCUGCUGAUUGAGAGGGAGUCGUCCCCAACACUGAUCACCCCGCCUCUGCCCGCCGAGCAGCGCCGAGCCGUCAAGACAGCAUGGCGCGGGCUGCACCACGAGCGCAUUGGCCUGGAGGGUGGCGAGCGCCCCGACCGGCUCGAGCUCUGCCGGCGAGCCAUCUCGUCUGGACGCUUCCACGCGCUCAUCCUCUCCGACUUGUCUGAGGACUCGCGGGCCAUCCCGGCCGUGGAGCGUGAGCUCGGGCCCACGCUCCUGCGCUUUGCCGAGGGUGGCGGCGCAGUCGCCGUGACGACGGCCGACUCGGCGAUGGUGCUGCCGAUGCUGCGACGCCUCUUUGGCGUCGCUUGGACCUCGGGCGGCUACUACCGCACGGUGUGGGGACCAUCGCGGGAGAACGCCAGCGCUGUCGCCGCGGCCUUUCCGAUGGCGCUGGCCUCGAACGGCUUCAGCGCCAAGGCGCACGCGGUGCGCGGGGUGCCCGAGCACGAGCGCAUGUUCGGCACGACGCCCGAGUCGCGCACGCAGAGCCAUGUGCCGCUCAUGGCCGGCCGCGACGUUGGGACGCGCACCGACGCCUCGUCUGUGACCGGCCCUGUGGAGGACUAUGACGUGGUGGUGGCGAGGCGCGCAAUCGGGGCAGGAUCGCUUGCGCUCUUCUGCGACAUCAACCUGGAGCCGGAGACGGUGCAGCAGUGCCUGGGCUUUUGCAGGCUCAAUAGCCCAGACGCGCCUGGCGACGCGGUCGCACGCCUCGACGCCGAUGAGUAUGCACGGGCUGCCGUGAGCAAGGCCAAGGGCAACGCCGCCUUCGUCGCCCAGGACUUCGGCGCGGCGGCGGCCGAGUACGAGGGGGCGCUGGGCGCGUAUGGCGAGCGCGGCGGCGCGGCCGGCGAGCAGCGGGAGGAGAAGGCCAAGAUCUGCUCCAACUUGGCCGAGUGCCGGCUCAAGCUCGAGCAGUGGGAGGCGGCGGCCGCGGCGGCGAGUGACGCGCUGGCGCUCGUGCCGACGCACGCCAAGAGCCUCGUGCGUCGCGCCAAGGCCGCCGUGAGACUCGGCGAGGUGGAGGCCGCCGCAAACGACUUGCGGCAGGUCACGGGCGGUGGCGACGCCACGCAGGCGGCGGCGGCGGCGGCGUUGCUGCGGCCGCUGGAGGCGAAGCUGCGCGAGGCAAAGAAGGAGGCGAAGCGCAAGGAGGCCGCGCGCAACAAUGCUUUUGCCGCGGGCUUCGCCGGCGCGCUAGGGCUCUACGGCAAGCAGGCGGGCGAAGACAGCUCCAUCACGACGGAUUUCAUGGUCUUUUGCAAGCUGGCCGUGCGUCACGACGUCGUGCCGGUGGGCUGGGACUGGCCCGCCUUCCUGCGCGUGGCCGAGACGCUGCUGCCGUAUGCUUUCGAGAAGGCCGACGCCAAGGAGAAGUGGGGCAGAGAGAACGUCUUCGCCGUCCUCACCGGCGGCCGUUCGCUGCGCGCGACCGCCGAGGUUGUAUACGCUAAUUCGUGCCAGGAGCAGGGGCCGUCGGCGGCCAUGAGGGUGAUGACACGCCGGUGUCGCCAUCCCGGGCCAGAGUGGCACGAUGUCGGUGGCCGCCACGCAUGGCAGGCGCUGGCACGUGCUCUCGGCGAGGACCCAGCGUGGUGGACGAGCGCCGCCGCCGACGACGUGGGCGAGGAGGACGAGGAGGACGACUACGCCGAGAUCGUCGCCAGUCGUUCUGCGCCGUGGCGAGCCGCCGCCCAGGCCAAAGAAGCAGACGACAGCCAGCCACUGCAGCCGCAGGACCGGGUGAUGGUGAGCGGCCUGGUCGGACGGCCGGAGCUCAACGAGGCUCUCGCGACCGUGCUCCUGCCCGUGGACCCGGUCAGCGGCCGCUGCUGCGUCCGCGUGCGCCGACCGGAGGUUGGCUUCUGCGCCCUAGACGAUGUCAAGCUCAAGCCGCAGAACCUGAGCAAGAUGCCGCUGCCUACCGUCGCCCCGGCCGAUGCGACGGACGGCUUCCACCCGCUGCAUAUCGCGGCCAUCGAAGGGCGGGCGGAGCGCGCCGAAUUCUACCUCAGCCAAGGCACCGACCCCGAUCUCCUCGACGCCGACGGCUGGACUCCGCUCAUGCGCGCAUGCCUGUGGGCCCAAGCCGAGGUCGUGCAGCUUCUCCUCGCGCACGGCGCGACGCCCGACGUGCCCGCGACCACGACGGGCAGCACCGCGCUGAUGUUCGCAUGCAUGCACGGGCCGCUCCGACCUCCGCCCACCAUGCCCUACAACGCCUUCCGCCACAAGCUGACCGUGGAGAGCUUGCUCGCGCACGGCGCACAACCCGCCAUCGGUAACGCCAAGGGCGAGAGUGCGCGCAUGCGCUACCUCCCCUUGUGCUCACUGCACCGCAGCUGCCUCACGAGCACCUCCUUCGCCUCUGCGCACUCGCGCAUCUUCCGCUCCGCUCUCGCCUUGACGCCCUUGUACCGGUCGGGGUGCCACACGCGCGCCAGCUUCCUGAAGGCGUGGGCGGAGCGCGGCUCGGAGCGGGGCGUGUGUGUGUUGACCCGGGUCUCCUGGCUAGCAGCGACCCUGUACUGCCGGUUCACCCAGCCGCACUGCGCCUCGGGCGCGAGCUGGUCGAGGUUGGCCGGCAGCUCGAGCACAGCUCUGUGGUCGCGCCCGCUCUUUGGGUCUCCGGGGUGGCCGCAGCGGUUGUCCUGCCACGCCUUGCGGUCGGACGGGUCGACGCACUGCCACCUCCGCUGCCGGUCCAGCGCGUGGCUGAGCCUCUCCGCUCUCCCCGCCGACGCCGUCGAGCAGUGCAACCGAGCCAUCCCGCGCAAAGGUGGCAAGCCCAAAUUUCCUGCCAACGUGAACGCCAACGGCUACGUCAACCAGUGGCACAUCGCGAGGCAGAGCAAGGCGGACGGAGGCAAGGCGUACUGCGAGACGCUAUACGAGUGCGGCGACGACCCUGGCGUGGGCGUCGCCACCAUCUUUGUGAGCUGGUUCCUCGAGACGCCGCUCAAGACGCUGGUGGACGCCCUGCGGCAGGACCUGCGGCUCCACCCAGAGCUGCCGCCCGACACCAAGUUCUUGGUCUGCGACUUUGUGAUCCGCCAACACGGCGACGAUGUGAAGGCUGACGUCGAUCGGCUCGGCGACUGCGUCCGCGCCGUCGGCCACACGGUGCUGCUCAUGGAGCCGUGGUACGACCCAGAGCCAGAGCCGCUGGGGCGCGCGUACUGCAUCAUCAAGGAGGUGUUCCACACGCAGGAGUCGGGCGCUCGCUUCGAGGCGGAGUGCCGCAACCCAAAGGACACGGAGCAGAUCCUUGGCGAGCUGGAGCGGGAGAUGUUGUCUCUCGUCGGAUCUCCGCUCUCGCUCGCUGGCGCGUCCGCGCCGGGCGUCGCCAUGCGCGCCGGCACGCCGGCGAUGGCUGUGGAGCGCUCAGCGUCCAUUCCCUUCUUGAAGAAGCCGCCUGCGCUGGACGGCUCGAUGGUUGGCGAUGUCGGUUUCGAUCCGCUCGGCAUCUCGACCACGAUCAUCGAGCUCGGCGGCGAUCUCCGCUAUGUGCGCGAGGCGGAGCUGAUGCACGGGCGGCAGGCGAUGCUCGCGACGGUGGGCUUCGUCUUCCCCAAGCUGUUUGGCAAGCUGCCGGUCGAGUGGGCCAAGGACAUCUCUCUCAACCCGCUCGAGGCGCAGUAUACUAUCACUUGUCUGUCUUUGGUCGCCAUCACGGGGAUGUUCUUCCAGACGGCCAUCACGGGCUCGCUCUACCCCCUCGUCGACAAGUUCUGA
This is a messenger RNA of Emiliania huxleyi CCMP1516, 4014 nucleotides long. RefSeq lists its product as hypothetical. Gene Ontology annotation, molecular function: protein binding. Gene Ontology annotation, cellular component: nucleus; cytoplasm. The record is from RefSeq and is a predicted model, not a curated record. The transcript has 9 exons. Lineage: Eukaryota; Haptophyta; Isochrysidales; Noelaerhabdaceae. Bases 1 to 4014 code for a protein of 1337 amino acids.